AUCCUCAAACCCACCUUUCUUCAGCUCGCUCCAUAAAAUUUUGUCCUUCCAGCGAGCUUGGGGAUCGAGCUGCCAGCCGUGUGCCGUUCCCUAAACCCUAUCUACGUCGUACACCUUGAUCUGAUUCCCCUUCGUAAGAGGCUCGUCUAGCCUUCGUGAAUUGCUUAGAGAACUGUUAUUUGCUUUUGAAGACAAGCCUCUCCUUCAUCAUGGCUGCCGCGUGGGGUGUUCAGGUUGGAGGUACCACGCCAACGCUCUCUCCCGCCAAUGCUCAUCUUCGUCGCCAUGCAUUUUCUGACGCUGGAUCUUCGUCCGCCAUCUCCCAACCGAUUUCAACCUCUCCGAACACAAUCAGAUCUCACCUGCCAUCGGCGCACGGUUCUCUUCGCGGGCCGUCCACGACUCCCUCGACUUGCCGCAGCACCGUAUCAUGGCACGUGGCAGCAACACCACUUAACAGCCGUAACAACAGCACCAUGUCGCGGCGGCGUUUCUCUGCUCGAGCGGCAGCCACAGGAGCCGCCACCGAAGAGCCUCACACCCGUGCCUCUGCUACUGAAAUGCAACGAACCGCUAACUCACUCUACGAUCUGCUCGGCCUGUCCCGUCGCGACGCGUCCCUGGAGGAGAUUAAAGGCGCGUACCGACUACUAGCCCGGCGGUAUCACCCGGACGUCCGACCGGAGGGACUUACUCUCGAGGAGUGCACGCAGAGGUUUAUCGAGGUUCAGGAGGCGUACGAGAUCCUCUCUGACCCGCAACGCCGGGCUAUGUAUGACUUCGAAAUGCUGCACCCCGCUUCCGCCAAGGCCGGUGCGCACCCGUGGAGAAGGGAGGGAGGCUGGCGACGAGGCGUGCCUCGUCCGUGGUCAACGGUCGACUCUCCCUGGCAGUCACCUGAAGAGGAGGAGCAAAUGCGCAACGCUUGGCGCGCGCAGUGGGGGAGUCAGCUCUCGGGUCUGAAACAGCGGGCUCGGUCGCAGGCUAAGCCUGGAUCGUGGGCUGCUCGCAUGCGGCAGGAGCAGGAAGGCGAAUCCGCGUAAGCGGAGACGUCUGAUCCGUGUGUAAAUUCUUUCUCGGCGCGGGGGUUCCGGGCGGGCAAUCAUUCUUUGGUGACCGACUGCUGUUUUUAGAAGCUCGGGGAAGCGCAAUGGCUCUUGGCUUGCAGCGGCUUGCCUGGCAGCGAGUGACCACGCGGUCGCAUGCUCCCCUUACUCCCCCAUGAUAGGCUUUGUUUGGUUGGACUGCCAAGUUACUACUAGGACCCAGACGCACCCUUGCGUGGCUUGAGCUUGUGCUUGCAUUAGCUGGUUUGAGGGUGCUUGUUAGGUGAGUUUGCCCCUAAGCUUUAUGUACAGUUGAAGAGGGAUCUUGUACAUGAUUACACAGCAAGCGUGUUGAUCUCUUCG
Messenger RNA from Closterium sp. NIES-67, 1409 nucleotides. NCBI's taxonomy places the organism in Eukaryota, Viridiplantae, Streptophyta, Zygnematophyceae, Desmidiales, Closteriaceae. The record is from the annotation of a GenBank genome assembly.